AUGCAAGCGUUGCAGAAGGCAGGGAAGCAGGAUGACGCAGAGGACUACUUGGAUAGGCAGUAUGUUAAAACAUUCCGUGUCAGCAAACCUCUGUUUGAUGCAAUUUACACCGACACACAUGCUCUCUGGGAGAAGUCGGAUACUGCAUUCCGUUGCGCCGUGAGCUCGGAGAAGAGGCUUGCCAUGUUAUUGUAUUGGCUGGCUCACGCUACCACGCAGGACGAGCUUGCGAAUCUCUUUGGCGUGGGACAGUCGACUGUGCAUGGGAUUCUGCACGACGGUGUAGACACGUUGGCUGUCCACCUUGGCAAGAAGUCAAUUGUUUUUCCGAAAGGAGAAGAUCUGAAGCGGGUCAUUAGCGGCUUCAAGCGCAUCUGCAAGCUACCAAUGUGCGCUGGCGCCAUUGACGGCACGUUUAUGAAAAUAAUAAAGCCAUCAGUAUGGGGGGACUCAUACUGGUGCUACAAGUCGUAUCCCGCAAUUAUUAUUCUUGCUGUCGUGGAUGCCGAUGGCAUAUUCACGUAUGUGGAUGUUGGCCGAGCAGGCUCGCUCGGCGAUGCGUAUACCUUCAAUAACAGCAGUUUGAAAAGGAAGUUACAGACUCGAUCGUGGUUGCAAUCCACAACGAAACUGAUUUCUGGCCACCGUAUCAAGCCCUAUUUACUGGCAGACUCUGCAUUUGGAGCUUCGGAACACGUUGUCAAGGCGUAUAAGCACCCACCCCAGCCUGGACAGCAAGCCACCUUCAACUCUGCUGUCAACAAAGGUCGCAAGGUGGUCGAGCAAGCAUUUGGUAGACUUAAGGGUCGUUUUGCUGUCCUAACAAGAAGCUUUGUGAGGGACCCAGAGUUUGCUGCCCGCGUAGCUUUGCUGUGCAGUGCUUUGCACAAUAUGUGCACUCGUGGCAAUGUUGAGUUCUUCGAUUCUUGGUUGCCAGAUCGUGCUGAGUACACGGGAGAUGGUGAACAGGCAGCGGACGCCAACAAUGGAGCAGGAGGAAGUGCUGAAGUUGUUCGGAAGGCGCUGACAACGUACAUCCACAUGCUGCGCUAG
Molecule: messenger RNA, 1053 nt
Organism: Sycon ciliatum
Lineage: Eukaryota; Metazoa; Porifera; Calcarea; Leucosolenida; Sycettidae
Exons: 1
Coding region: 1-1053 (350 amino acids)
Source: RefSeq, a predicted model, not a curated record